Cuscuta campestris is the source of this 1364-nucleotide messenger RNA. Lineage: Eukaryota; Viridiplantae; Streptophyta; Magnoliopsida; Solanales; Convolvulaceae. The record is from the annotation of a GenBank genome assembly.
CAAGUCCGAUUCAAGCUUGGUGGUAGGCCACAUCAAUGGCAACAUGGAGGCCAAAGGAGAGAAAAUGCAGAAGUACAGAGACUUGGCAAGGGCACUAUUGAAGGACCUGACUGAGUAUGUGAUGGAGCAAAUCCCUAGGGGGGAGAACACGGAUGCUGAUUUGCUAUCAAAAUUGACGCAAGCAGCCCCGGAGCAUGUGUCUAAGCUGGCCAGGAUUGAGACGCUGGAAAAGGCUAGCAUUGAAAGGCUUUCUGUGAGCCUGAUAGAGGAGGAUGGACAGCCCAAUCUAACCCUGGUGGAACGUGAUGAUAUUUGGAUGGAUGACUUGGUCAAGUAUUACAUGACCGGGCAAUUCCCUGAGGAUGAGGACAGGGUGAGAAAAGUAAAGUUGAGGGCUCCAAGAUUCCAAAUGCUAGAUGGAAGGCUAUACAAAAGGGCAUUUGGCGGUCCGCUGCUGAGAUGCUUGACCAGAGCGGAGGCGGAAAGAGUGAUCGCCGAAGUUCGUGAGGGUGUCUGUGCAGCCCAUCAAAUGUCCAGGACACUCGCACAAAGGAUCAUUUUGCUAGGUUAUUUCUGGCCUACAAUGAACCAAGAUUGGUUCACCAAAUACUUGGAGGACUUUGGGAUUACUCACAACAACGCUUCCGUGGCCUACCCGCAAGGGAAUGGUCAGGUGGAGAAUGCGAACCGCACAAUAGUCGAUGGGAUUAAAAAGCGGUUGGGUGAGGCAGGAACAAAUUGGCUAGAGGAGUUGCCACAUAUCAUCUGGGCUUACCGAGUCACUUCGAGAAGGGCCACCGGGGAGACAACUUUCGUCCUUACUUAUGGAUGUGAGGCCAGACUACCCAUUGAAGCAAAGAUAAUGACCUUCCGGGAAAAGAUCUAUGAGGAGAAAGGGAAUGAGGAGGACCAUUUGGCAGAAUUGAACUUGUUGGAGGAAAGGUGGAUGGUUGCUGAGGCUAAAAUGAUGGAAUACCAGCAAGCAGCCAAGGCCUACCAUGAUAAAAAGGUAGGGCCUCAUUAUUUCCAAGUGGGUGACGAGGUCCUGAGACGAAGGGAGGCCAGCAAACCCGGAGAAGGGGGAAAACUUGCAAAGAAAUGGGAAGGCCCAUAUAGGGUCACAGCAAUAUUAUGCCCUGGGACAUACAAGUUAGAAACAAUGGAAGGUCGAGAGUUGGAAAGGUGCUGGAAUUCCCACCACCUUAGAAAAUUCUACCGAUAGACCAAAUUGGCAGGGCAUGUAUUUGUAAUACCCCUUCGAUGAUAAAUAAGAGAUUUCUUCAAUACUUGUGUCACUGGGUCAGUAAUACUAAACUAAUAUCUUGAUGUAAGAGGCAAGGUCAAAACAAAAAAAGAUAAACCCU